AUGUUCACUCGUUCAUCAUCGUCCAUUGGAAAACCUGUCAAACGUGUAGUGCAACGGUGCUGUUCGAGAUGUACAGCAUCUCAGCAACAGCAGUUGCACACAGCUCACCAAGCUGGUUAUACUCCAGCAAGGCCUCCGCUGAGACAGCCAGCCAGAACUGGCAAUAAGUCGACCUUGCGGAGAAAUUUAAACAGUCAUAAGGAGGAUUCCAUCCACAAAUCCAGGCAAACUAUUUUCUCUCUCAUUCAGCCUACUGGUAUACCUCACCUGGGCAACUAUCUAGGUGCUCUUCGGCAAUGGAAAGACCUCCAAGAUAGGGAACCAAAUCCUGAUGCACCAGGAUCGAAAUCUCGACGACUUUUUGGCUUAGCAGAUCUUCAUUCUCUCACAUCGAAGCAAGACCCUCAACUUCGUCGCGAGAAUAUCCGCCAGACCUUGGCAUCUCUGCUGGCGAUUGGAUUGGAUCCAAAGCACUCUCUAAUUUUCCUACAAUCUUCUGUGAGUGCACAUUCGGAAUUGAUGUGGAUCCUCUCGAACGUAGCAUCAACUGGCUAUCUAUCACGCAUGACCCAGUGGAAGGACAAGGCGGGAAUACCAACAUCGACAGCCGUGUCAGAACCUGAGCAGACUCUGGAGAACAUCGACGAGAAAGCUCGUGAGAAACUGAAGUUGGGCCUGUUCUCGUACCCGGUGUUGCAGGCAGCUGAUAUACUCCUAUAUGAUGCAGACUACGUUCCUGUGGGAGAAGACCAAGCUCAGCACGUAGAAUUCACUCGUCACCUGGCGCGAUCGUUCAACAGCACAUACAAUGCCAACCAGAAGCCGAUAUUGACAGUGCCGCAGCUUAUGCUGUCUUCAGCGAAACGGGUCAUGUCUCUGCAAGAUCCUACCAAGAAAAUGUCCAAGUCGGAUCCUGACGAGGCCUCACGAGUGCUAAUUACUGAUCUACCGGAGGUCAUUGUGCACAAAUUCAAACGAGCGUUGACUGACUCAGUGGCUGGGCCGAUCACCUUCGAUCCUCAACAACGUCCUGGCGUGUCGAAUUUGAUAGAGAUUCUUCGACAUGUUACCCGCUCUCAGAGAUCGUCCAACGAGAUAGCGCAAGACUAUGCCAACAAGAAUCUUGGCAAGCUGAAGAAAGACGUGGCAGAAGCUGUCAUUAAUGAGUUUGCAGGCAUCAGAGAGAGAUAUGAGCAGCUUGUAAGGCCAGGCAACAAAGAUAUUGAACAAGUCAUAGAUACAGGUUACCACAUGGCCAGCUUGAUUGCCCGCCGUACCCUGAGUCGAGUUAAGAAGGCAGUCGGACUCUUGGAGCCGGACAGUCUGAGUCGACCUAUGGAGGGUGCCAGAGUAGGAGGGCCUGUCCCUACCAGUGGCAGAACCCUGUGA
This is a messenger RNA of Lithohypha guttulata, 1389 nucleotides long. RefSeq names its product Tryptophan--tRNA ligase, mitochondrial (gene MSW1). The record is from RefSeq and is a predicted model, not a curated record. Bases 1 to 1389 code for a protein of 462 amino acids. NCBI's taxonomy places the organism in Eukaryota, Fungi, Ascomycota, Eurotiomycetes, Chaetothyriales, Trichomeriaceae. Gene Ontology annotation, cellular component: mitochondrion; mitochondrial matrix. The transcript has a single exon. Gene Ontology annotation, biological process: mitochondrial tryptophanyl-tRNA aminoacylation. Gene Ontology annotation, molecular function: tryptophan-tRNA ligase activity; ATP binding.